Molecule: messenger RNA, 186 nt
Organism: Clonostachys byssicola
Lineage: Eukaryota; Fungi; Ascomycota; Sordariomycetes; Hypocreales; Bionectriaceae
Source: the annotation of a GenBank genome assembly
AUGACCGUCGUUGGUGGAACGUCGCUACAGGUUCCCUUCACCAUGGCCACACAAAGGUCGGACGCAUUCCCUAUUCCCCAGGGUGAAGCAUUGGAUCUGUGUCAUAAAUGUGCUGUUGCCCAUAGCUUCACCGUUUCUGUUCUGUCCAAGGACAAAGAUUUAAUUCCGUCAUUAUUUGGGCCUUAG